AUGAAGCAGUCCAAAAAUCUGGAGGAGAUGCUAGUACAAUUGCAUGAGUUGCAAGAGCCAACCCCUCCACCAAUUGUCUCAAGUGGAAGGGUGGAUAUGGCAGGGUCAAACAUGGAUAUUGCAGCCAAUUCAUGCAAAAGCUUGCUGGAUCAGUUCCUGCAGGAAAGGGAGCCAACUGCUCCCCCAGCAGAUGGUAUGAAUGUGGAUCUACUCAAGCAAUUGCUGAAUGCAUGGGAACCAUUGGCACCACCAGUCACACAUGAGAAAUUAAACAGGAUGGAUGGGUCUUCAACACCUGCACAAGAUAUUACUAUGCAGGUUGAUUUUCUGGAAGACUUGCAGAAUGUGCAGGAACUGUCUCCUCUGCCCAUCACCUGUGAAUCAUCAAAUCCAAGGGACCAAUCUUGUCAACCCAAUUCUCCAACUAACCUGCUUGCUCAAUUGCAGGAUAUGAGGGAACCAACACCUCCCCCACUCAUUUCAAAUGUACCUGUCAAUUCUUCUGACUUGGCAGUGGAUAAGGACAAUGGCACAAACCAUUUGACUUUUGGCAUGCCCAAACAAUCAGAGAUGAGGGAUCUUUUCAAAGAAAUAUGCAAUGGUGAACUUCCAUCUACACAGCAAUCUCUUCAAAUGGAACAAUGGGGAUUGGCACCUGUUCCACAUUGUGAUCAAGUAUCUCACUACCACAGACACACCACUCCCAGUGACACACUGUUCAAUCCAACCUCAAUAGGCACCUUGUGUGUGCUGCAAAUGCCAUUGCAAGAGCAUUGGGCACAGCUGAAAGGGACCAGUAUGCCAUUCAUUGCCAGCCAAUCACACCCAUCUUGCCAGUCUGUGGUAGAGAUGGGUAUCCUCUACAUGGCAUGCCAGAUUGAGGUGGCCUCUGUACAUCUGAAGCAGACUGCCAAUAUUGCAGGAUGGCCCAUGCAUUGGUUUGCAAACCUAGCAAUGGACUUGCAUGCUACCAUGCAGUACCUCAGACACCAAGAUGAUGAGUUGAUGAUGGCCCAGGGCUUAUGGCCAUUGCCUGAGGUGCCAAUUGCAGACCAUCUUGAUGGCCAUAUCAAGGAGCAGGUGGUGGGCAUUGCAUGGGUUGUUGGGCAUGCUGCUUCAAUAGUUUACAUGUUUUUGACUGUGGAGUUGGUUGUAUAUACAUCACUGUGA
Pisolithus orientalis is the source of this 1170-nucleotide messenger RNA. RefSeq lists its product as uncharacterized. The coding region runs from base 1 to 1170 and encodes 389 amino acids. The transcript is spliced from 8 exons. The record is from RefSeq and is a predicted model, not a curated record. Lineage: Eukaryota; Fungi; Basidiomycota; Agaricomycetes; Boletales; Pisolithaceae.